GUUUGAACCUUCCUUCCGGACGGAUUGGUUGCUGUCGGUUGGCAACGGCGUACGGUUACCGGCGUGUAGUGUUGUGGCGGUUUUUAGUUUGGUGCACCGUUUGAAGCGUGUAUACUUAUUAUUGUUAUUUCGGGGUUGGUGUUGUUUGAGCUGUCCGAGCAUUCAAGUGUGGAAAGUAUCAAUAAGAAAAAACUACACGCAAAGUUUUUGUUAUGACCACGGUGGUUUUGAACUUGACUUGAGCUAGCAGCCUUAGAACCAGCUGAGUCAGUUGCUUGUUGUUGAGGGGUGUCAAGUUCACGAAACAGUUGGAAGUUGGUGGAUUUGUUGGUAGAAUGGCUGAGUCAGGUGCUGAUUUUGCGUAUUCUGAAGUGGAAUUGAAGUGAAAGACUUGUGCAAGUUGAUCGAUGCUUCAGAUUAAACGGUUUGAAGGCGAGUGGCGACGUUUCAAUCACUUCGCUCGUAUGGUGCAUAGAUAACAAUUUUGAUCGAGUGCAGCAAUGGUAUCGUUACCAAAGCAGUUUACCAAUCGAUAAUUGUAUGCAAAUGUUUUUUGGCUGAUUAAUGUUGAUUGGGUGUGAUUAUGGGGGCAGUUAAAGUUUAAAAUUGCCUCCCCUAGCCGAAAGACACGUGAAUUCAAGGUAGUAGGAGUGAUGUUAUGUGAUCAUCCGAUGAGUGAAUUGUCUCUUGCUGAAGAAAUGCCAAUAAUGCUAAAUUGUUGAACAGCGAAAAAUAAUGUGCGGAUACCUUGAGAAAAUUGUAGCAACACACGUAUGAAAGGCGGUUGUUUGCAUCGAGCAACAACGAAGGCAAAAAGAAAGAGAAGAAAUAAUUAUCUUGAAUGAAAAUUUCAGAUGAAAUCGAUCCAUUUGCGUGUGAUGUGUGAGUGCGUUGCUGAUAAUUAACCGUAAGUUUGGAUGGUUCAAAAAUUGAUCGAAACCUGCUGACGAAGCUGUGUGGUGGUGGUUUCGGCGGCCUUUCGGAUGCCAGUUGCAGCACCACAAUUUCUUUCUCUCCUCCUCACCUUGGUGCCAAAUUGAAGACAGUGAAAAAUAGGAAGAAGAAAUUGCGACAGGAAAAAGAAGCAGAACGAAUACCAACAAAAGUGAGCUUUUUUCUUUGAAUAUUCAAACUCCCACCAAGUGAUGAACGAUAAGAUUUGCCUUCAUUCAGCCCGAUUAUGAAUACGAAUGAAUAUAUUUCGUCCGGUUGCAAAUUUUGAAGUGAAAUCGAUUGAUGAUUCGUGUUUUUUUUUUGGUGUUUGGUUGUGCCGGUUUUCUCCACAACGGUGAACAUCGAGCAAAAGUCAAAAAACCAAAGUGAGAGUAAACAUUGGUAACCGAUACGUCGAGACGAAGAAGGAUCUGCAGGAAAAAACGAACUUUCAAGGAAGCCCUACUGACGAGGACAGCGCCGCACUCGUUCGUUGGCGGUCUGGCGAUUGUAGAGUACGCGAAUUCUAGGCGAACGACGCAAACGAGGUGGAAAAAUUCCCUCUUCACGCUGCCAAGACUCAACCAAAGCAUGAAUUGCUGUACGCGAGUCGGAGUUGGCUUUCGAUCGGCCUGUGCUGGUUUGAUGGUCCAUUUGAGGGCCUAGGCAAAUGGACCGUAGCAGCCGAGCUUCCCAGAGCAGCAGCAGCAGCAGCAGUAGCAGCAGUAGCAGCAACAGUUAAAGUUACGAGCAUGAAUAUGCUCUGCAAAACAUGCAUAAAUUGUUUAUUCAACUCAUCGACAACACCUAUCGCCGGCAGUCGUCAGUUCGUUUGUCUUCACAUUAGCAAGUGUGCUAAGGAUUUCUGAGUGAACCAACGAUACGCGCGCGUUCAACUAAUAUGCGGUGGUUCAAGCGAUCCACCGAUUCUCCGAAACUGCUCAGUUUAUCGCCACUGCGUCAUUCUGAGCUGGGAAAUGCCUACAGUGGUGGUGGAAGCGGUCCUAGUGGAGCAGGAUCGGUACCAGAAGAACUCCACGAAGAAUCAAGCGCUGAUGGUGACACCACUGAGCAACCAUCAGUACCAUCCUCCGACGGCGACCCACCGAUGGCACUACCAGGACCGUUGAUGGAUCUGUACGCGUCUUCAGCGUGUUCCAGCUCGUCCGGGUCGACAUCAUACACGGCCAGUUGCAGUUCCCCGUCCGCUACUUCGUCACCAUCUACCUCGACCACCUUCUCCUAUACCAGCGAUAGCAGUAGUCUAGGUAAUGGCAUGAGAACACAACAGCAGCAGCAACAACAUCAAGCAAGGCUGGCAACAUCUUCUAGUGGAGAAGGUGGGGGAUGUGUUGCGAAUAAUGUUAACGGAUCUGCACCCCGAAAAUCGCGAAUAGAUUUAUCGCCCGUGAACUGGACCAAGAAGUCAUCCAUCAACUGCUACAACAUCGAGGAGGGUCGUGUUAUCGAGAGGCCCAAAGGUCGCUACAUUUCGCCAAUUCGAAUAAAAAACAAGCAACAAGCGCUUGCGCAAGGAAUCGUCGGAUCGGGAGGCGCAAACACCCCUGUUAGUCGACGAAUACUGCAACGAGACAAGGGAUCGGUGGAUGGUGGAGGUUUGACGGUGGAUGGUAGUUUAGCUAAAAGCUUAAGCAAAUCGAUUGGUAAUAUUAGUGCUUCGAUCGGAGAUAAAAGUCCUUCACUAAGCCAUCGAUCGAUCGUCUAUCGUGAAAAGGAGAAAAAGAAUCCAUUGGGCAGUACUCGACUGUCGUGCUACCAAACUAUUAGCUUUGAGUCAAGUGAAAACGUAGCUAAAAGUCAAUUGUACAAAUCGGUUGACGAUUUAAUCUUUCUCAAUGGAUCCAAUGCGGCGGAAGAUUGUGAAACGGUCCUUUCCUGCGAUAGUGCAGUGAACAAAGAGCGAACUCUGUUCUGCGGCGCCACUCCCAACCAGCUAAACCAAAGUCUUAUCAAUAGUAGCGUUAGUAGUAAAAGUUACAACAACCGAGCAGCAUCCACCACAGAGCAGCAGCACUUAUCAGCAGUUGUCGGAAUAGUAGCUGAUGAACCAAAGAACGAACUAUCGAACAUGGCCGGUAUUGGAGGCGACCACGACGAAACUUACGGAUUCUCUCAAAUGAAAGAAACCUCAUUCGAAACCAUGUAUCGGCUCAAAUUGAAUGCACUGAAACAUGAGGAACAGAAAACACCUUCGAAAAAGAAGGACAAUUUUACCAACAAAAUCAAAGCUAUGUCCGAUCGAACGCAAAAACUGUUUUCAAAAAUCUACUCAAACUCAUCCUACAAAACCAACAGCACAGGUGAAAGCAACUUCCACUCAGGCCAUUCGAAAUCCCUCAAAAAGUCUCCAUCAAAAGUGUCCAACAAUCGGCGGAGCGUAAGCUACGGCGCCCUUCCUGGACUGGCAGAUUUCCAAAAGAACAUGGACAAAUCUCCACAAGAUCCCAAACUAACAGACCAACAACAGGACGACGAACUGAAUGGCACUGUCAUUCACUUGGCCCCUCCCAACAAUCGACACGAUGCGGAAGAUUGCGAUUCAGGAAUUCUGGUCAACGAAUCCGGAGCAUCGUCCAUACUUGAGACGGAAGACGUAUUCCUACCAAGCAUUCCGUCCAAGGUGAUGAACAACUGCACGGAUAACACCGAAUUCAAAUUAGUAACGAUCAAACUGGACGAGAGCAGCGAAGAAGCCGAGAACCUGGGUAUCAUCGUGAGUCCGAUGAACAACGGCGAAGGCGAUAUCAGCAAUCGAUACAAGGUAGCUCACGUGCUGCCGGGAGGCUUAGUAUACACCGAAGGCACCAUUCAACCAAACGACGAAAUCGUCAACAUCCUUGGCAAACGAUUGCGCGGUCUUUCGAUGCGACAGGUUCAGGAUCUGCUGAACGGAUGCACUCGAAGAGGCAGCGGACGCACCAGUAUCGAUCUUGUCAUUUGUAGGAGCAAAGUAAAUGAUAGUGAUCUGGACCUACAGCAGCAGCAACAGCCGGUGAAUCGACGGUUGUUCCGAAACAAUCGAAUGAUUUCACUGGAUUCCUACUUGGAUCAGGAGGAGAAGCCGCACCAGCCGCUACACAGUCACAGCGAGGACCAACAGCACAGCGAUGCGAGCUCCGAUCACGACAACUACGCUUCGAUUGCUAUCAAAAUCGACGGAAAUAAGUACAACACCCUUGGAACGCCUCGUCGCCAGAAGAGUCUUUCGAUGGCAGCAGCCAACAAACGUCCUCAGUCACCGUCUCCUCCCUGCGACAUGCCCAGCAUCGAAGUGGACUCCCAGCCACCCUCACUGGACUGCGUGAAGCGCAGGUCCUUCACAAAAAAUGCAGCCAACAAUUCGGGCGCCACAAACUCCACCAAACUCAUCAGGAGAUCCCUGGUUGGGAAACAGUCGCCGAUAUUCAACGGGGACCAUGUCACGAAGAGCACCAUGAACCUCUGUGACGACGAGAAGAUGGAACUCAGCGGAGCCUCCGACGAUGCCGAAACAAGCAGUGGAACAGGUUCCCUAGAUAUGGACAAAAGCAUGACCAAUUUCUGCACACUCCCGCGAAGGCCAAAGAGUUCGCUGUGCACUUUCCAUACGGUGACCUUCGAAAAAGGACCCGGCAAGAAAUCACUUGGAUUCACGAUCGUCGGAGGACGGGAUAGUCCGAGGGGGGCAUUGGGCAUUUUCAUCAAAAGCAUUCUUCCUUCAGGCCAAGCUGCCGAAGAUGGACGACUCAAAGCAGGCGACGAAGUGCUAGCAGUCAACGGACAAGUCUGCCAUGAUUUGACCCACCUGGAAGCGGUCAAAAUGUUCAAGAGCAUCAAGACGGGGGAGAUUGUGCUUCAGCUGUGCCGAAGGAGUAAAGUGCAUCGCGGAGAGCAAUCUGCAGCGCAAUGCUGAAGUAAUUUAGAAGUGACAUUUUAUAAUAAAUCUUUGUUUUAAAAGGCUGUGUAGGAAUUUGUAAGGGGUAAACAUAUAAUUGUGCAAUUUAUUUCAAAACGGAACAUAAUAUCAACAAAAUUUAGAUAAAACUACUUAUUGAAGAGACUUAUUAGAUUAGAUGACUUCGGGAAUGGUCAAUCCGAAUAAGUUGUAGCAAAGAGUCAGACAGAAAUAACUUUAUCAGAAAAUAUACCUACCGAAAAAAUUGAAUGUAAUUUAUGUACCGCCAAGAAUCCUAAAAUAUAUUAUACCGUAAUGAGA
Molecule: messenger RNA, 5149 nt
Organism: Aedes aegypti (yellow fever mosquito)
Lineage: Eukaryota; Metazoa; Arthropoda; Insecta; Diptera; Culicidae
Exons: 7
Coding region: 1835-4846 (1003 amino acids)
Molecular function (GO): protein binding
Source: RefSeq, a predicted model, not a curated record